AUGAGUAAAGCGUGGCGAAGGCCGAGGGGCGGCGGCGGCGGCCUCAGGAUGGAAGGCGCCGGACGAGGUGAGGACGAUGAAUCCAACAGCCACGGGUCUCACAAGAAGAAGCAUAAGAAACAUAAGAAAAAGCACAAGAAGAAACAUCACCGCGAGGAUGUCGGAGUGACUGCGGUAGACAUGGGUCCUGCCCUCCCGAAGCCUCAGCUGAAGCUUAAGAUCAAAUUGGGAGGCCAGAUCCUGGGGACAAAAAGCGUGCCAACCUUCACUGUCAUCCCAGAGAGGCCGCGCUCUCCCUCCCCGCUGAUGGUUGUGGAUGACGAGGACGAGCCGAUGGAGGGAGUCCCAAUUGAACAGUACCGGGCCUGGCUGGAUGAGGACAGCAACCUGGAGCCUUCGCCCCUGCCCGAGCUUGACGCGGAGAUCGGCUUCCCGGCCCGGGAGGAAGAGGAGGAGCAGCGGUGGCUGGAUGCCCUGGAGCGAGGCGAGCUGGACGACAACGGGGAGCUCAAGAAGGAGGUGGAUGAGUCCUUGCUCACAACCCGGCAGAAAGCGCUGCUGCACAAGCAACAGAGCCAGCCGCUGCUGGAGCUGCCGAUGGGCUACAAGGCCAAGGAGCUGACGGAGGAGAUGCUGGUCAAGCGGGAGGAGCGCGCCCGCAAGCGGCGCCUGCAGGCCGCCAAGAAGGCCGAGGAGAGCAAGAACCAGACCAUCGAGCGGCUCACCAAGACCAGCAAGGCCAAGGUGAAGACCCUGCGGGAGCGCAAGGCCAAGGGCGGGGCCGUCCCCACCGUCUGUUACCGCAACGCCCCUGACGCCGUCACCGUCUCCUUCCCGCCGGGGGCCGCCCUCCCUCUCCUGCACGCCGUCGCGCCCGCCCCGCCUCCGCCCACCCCCUGCGGGGUCAACGGGUGUCCCAACCUCAAGCGGUACUCCUGCUCCCGCACCGGAGUGCCCCUCUGCAGCCUGGCCUGUUACAAGAAGAACUUGUCCCUCCAGCAGGUGGCAGCCUAGAGCUCUCCUCCGAACGGGCUUGUGUGGCCAAUCCAGGUGGUGCUCUGACCCUGGGGAAGGGCUGCUGCUGUGUGCUCUCGGCGCCCAGGCAGGCCGCGGGAGACGAACGGACAGAGCCGCCCAUCUGUGAUGCGAGAGGCUCGUCGGGUGGGCCGCGUCCGUCCGACUGGGGUGGCGGAUGAGGCUUCUUAAGCCAGCGGAAGGGGUGAUGUGGCGAUGGGCGCACCAAAGGGGGUAAACGCGUCUCACGGGUGGAGCCUGCAAUUCUGGCAACUCUGCUCUCCAAAGAAGCACGUGCCGCAUCCGGGCACUUCGUUGUGGCUGCAUUCUGGAGCUUCGGGGCGCCGUCAGCGUGGUGCACAGCGAGCGUUUCGAGCGUGCCGCUGCACGGGCCACUGAUUGUGUUUGAGGUGGGGCUGUACGGAACAAGCGGCAGCAUCGAGGAUCCCUUUUGCGCCAGUCCCGCGGGCUUCCUGUUGGUUUCAGAGCUUCCCACUGCCUUUCCAGUAGCAGGUUGUCGAGUGGGAACGGGGAAGAGCCGGUGAUGCUCUCUUAAAACCAGGCCCUGCAGGUCACUGCUUUUUAAAGAAAUGUGGUUUCUUUGGCAGUAAAGGAUGCAUUGAAGAUGCUGGAGAACCGAA
Heteronotia binoei (common prickly gecko) is the source of this 1655-nucleotide messenger RNA. It is a transcript of the gene INO80B, whose product is annotated as INO80 complex subunit B. Gene Ontology annotation, cellular component: Ino80 complex. Lineage: Eukaryota; Metazoa; Chordata; Lepidosauria; Squamata; Gekkonidae. The record is from RefSeq and is a predicted model, not a curated record. Gene Ontology annotation, biological process: chromatin remodeling.